Messenger RNA from Anopheles stephensi (Asian malaria mosquito), 8028 nucleotides. RefSeq lists its product as uncharacterized. Gene Ontology annotation, molecular function: kinesin binding. The coding region runs from base 534 to 5528 and encodes 1664 amino acids. Gene Ontology annotation, cellular component: endosome membrane. Gene Ontology annotation, biological process: Golgi organization; regulation of protein localization; lysosome localization. The transcript is spliced from 6 exons. Lineage: Eukaryota; Metazoa; Arthropoda; Insecta; Diptera; Culicidae. The record is from RefSeq and is a predicted model, not a curated record.
UGUUUGGGAAGGGGAGAGAAAAAAAACUUGUCAUUGAAGUACGCAUCGAUUUUCCCCAGUUUUGUGCGAGGAUUUUCCUCCGAAAGGAAAAACGGGUCCUUGCUGAGGAUAAUACUUGUUAAGCGUUACAAAGUACAUCAAAAUGGUGAACAACUCGCAGCGCGUGUUGCAAAGUGUGUACGGGUACGGGCGUCCGUAAUGUAUCCGACCGAGGAAAUAGUGGCGGAGAAAAUUGCACAUCACAAAGAGUGUUGUUCUACGGGAGGCCUACGGAAAAGCUCGUCAGCUGCAGCGCCGCAGCAUGUAAUAGCAGCACACCGACGUACUGUGCCUCGCAGCUGCCAUCCUUCUUCUACCGUGGUGCGAAUCGAUCGAUUUUUACAAUUCGCGUAUCCAUCGCAAGAAAAUCGUCGUUUCGCUAGGGCUUGUACGUCGGAGGUAAUUCGGUAGAAGAAAACACACACACAUCCAUUGCAAAAGAAACAAACUAACAAAGUCCACCGUAAAAAAAGAAAAGGGGAGGGGGGACCAAUAUGGAUGUUGCAACGAUGCAGCGAGCCGAUGGUCAGGAGUUUUUGCACAACACAAACAAUAACAACAAUAACAAUAACAGCAACAAUGGUUCGAUGGCAUGCGGAUUGGUGGAGGGUAAGGGCAAACUUGCUGCCGAGGCGGUGGCCAACGAUAUGGCGCGAGAUUUCGUAACACCAAAGAUGAGCUCAAGUGUGGCCAGCAUACUCGAUGAUACAACGCCGAGCGACUCCGGUGUGCAGCUGCUGGAUUCGGAAUCGAGUGGUUUGAAUGAAUCGAUGAUUUCCAGUGCCGGCGGUUUCGAGUUCGAUGGCGGUCCAACACCUCCACCGCCACUAGCCCCCAUUUCGGCAGUAUCCGCGUAUGACGAGGAGGGCAAAAAUAAUAAUAACAAUUUCUCGUACCAUGAUCGUCCCGUAGCGGAGAUGGAGGUGGAAGCGGCAGAAGAAGAGGAUGGUGCGGGAUUGACGGAGGCGGAUCUGGAUGCGGCGAGUGAAGCGAAACUGGCAGCGGAUCAAGAGAUAGGCGAAGGGAUCGAAAUCGAUCUGGGUAUGAGCACAAGCCAGGUGCCGGAGGAACUUAUAUCCAGCACCUGCUCGACGUUCGACACCGAGAACAUCGUGUAUCGGAGACGCAUCAAGAAGGCGCCGAUCAGCAAGACGCCGAAGAAGCGCGUAUCGUUCCAUGAGGAUAUCCUGAAAAACACCAAAACGGACAACAUUCACAUCGAGCACGGGUUUAUUACGUACAAGACGGGGGGCGGCAUGGGCAAAAAACCUGUAGCGAAGGGUCGAUACUCCUGGUGCUCGGAGGAUGAUGCCGGUGGGUUGGACUACGGUGACGAGGAAGCGCAGGAAGGCAGACAGUACGUGUACCGGAAUGCAUGUUCCGAUGUGCUGGACUAUGGCAAGACGGAUGUGUUUGAAAACGUCGAGGACGAACGGAAUUACGUGAAGUACGAUAAUUCUGGUAUCUUCGAGUACGGUCCACCGGAACGCCAGACGGCGAAAGCAUCCGACCUGCGCGGCAAACCCCUGUACAAGUGCAGCUGUUCCGAUUCCAACUCAAGCCUGGACUCGGGCGAGGGUGGUAUCGUGCAGUCGACCAAUUAUCGUCAAGCGAAAUCGAACAGCUGCGAGUGUAUUGGGUCAAGCGGUGGAGCUACCGGACGGCGCGGCAAGCACAACGGCACCAACAACAAUAACGUCAUCUCGGACAACUGUUACUACAGCGAACCGAGCAUUGAACAUUUGGACGAGUUCAAUGGCAACGUAACGGCGGGUGACGAUGGCGGUGAACCGGUUGUAAAGUCGGUUUGGAGCAAGGAGAAGAAACCGAAGAGCAGCUGCCUUAAAAAGACGAAACGUAACAGCAUCUUCACGAAUGUGGUCGUGCCGGAGCACGAUCUCAGCCGCAAGGUGAAGAAGUUUAACGUGCACCAGCGCCUAUCGGUGAUCGACAACAGUCGCAUGAUCUUUGGCUCGCUCAAGGACAUCUUCGGUAUUGCGCUGCCGGAGCGCGGCGUUCCGGAAGGCUCCGAAGAUCUGUCGUCCGUGCGUGAAUGCAUUCCAGAAGCGCACGAUGAUGGAACGCUCGAGGAUGAUUUUACGCUGGUCCAGAAACCGAAAUCCUUCCUGUCCAAGAGCCUGGAUGGAGGAUUCAACAGCCGCAGUGGUGGUCGUCCAAACGCGGGGCAGCAGAAAAAAUACGUCCACAAUGUAGACGAACAGCUGCGCCGCAAGAAUGAUGAAGAUCUGUACGCGCCGAGCCGGAAAAACAGCGUGGAAGAUGAAUUGCCAGCGAGCGAGGAAACCAUAGUUGACACAAACAAGGAAAGCGAUCAGUCAGACGAAGAGAACGUCGCUGGCUCCACCACAAGUGCUGUCCUGGACCAGCAGCAGCAGCAACAGCAACAGAUGGCGAUGAGCGGGGUGAAUGUAAUGGUUGGCGGAGGCGCGGCCGGAGCUUACCGUAACAAGUUUAUCAUCAACGGCGAGAGUACGGUGUACGAGCAUACCGGUGUGUCGUACUGCUUCGAGGACGGCCAGGACCGAUCUCCGCAGGAGGAAGAAAAGGAACUUCCGGUUGGUGAAACGACAAGUGGCUCGUUUAUUGGAAAGACGCAGAUUAAAAAGAAACUUUCGACUAUAUUUCAAAAGAUAAACGUCAUAAGCUCACAGGCGUCCACGCCAAUCCCGGCUCCGCGUCCCGGUGGCGAUGGGGAAGGAGAACCGAGCACUGAACCGGGAGUAGCACAGGGUCAGAGAAGACCGUCGGGUGGUUCCGUUCUUCCCUCGCCACCGUUACCGAAGCCUUCAGAGAAGACGCUCAUGGAGAGCAGUACGAUCUCCUCCUGCAGCAGCGAGCAUUCCGAUCAACUUGGUGGAGCGUCGGGAUCGAAAUUAAGCUCGGGAUUGAGUUCUCCUCAUGGUAGCGGAGGAGCAACUUUCAAAUCAAACCGCCACCUGUCAUCGCCGUUGAAGAAUAGAUCGCUGACGACUACGCGCAUGGAAUCCGCUGCACGCCCGUCACGCAUGAGUCCGGACCUGUUUAAUCUUGGUGUUGCACCGCCGUUAGGAUUGGCAGGCCGCAACCUAACUCAAAUCGAUCCACAGCUGGCCGAGGAGUUUGAGGACAUCCUGACAGUGACGGCCACUAAUACCGCCACCGAAUCGUUGAUCGAAUCGGUAGAGCAACGGCAGCAGAUCGACAAAAAAUCGAUCGUUGAGGAUGAUAUCGUGAUUCUGGAUUAUCCUUCCACGUCGGGCGCUUCGAGCUCGACCGUCCUAACGCCUAGCACUCCACAGGCCGAAGAGAUAGUGCGUCCCGCAAGCCGACCGUCGUACCAGCGCGCCGCCUCACGCCACAACCCGAUGACGUCGUCCACCGCAAGUUCCGCAUCGACUGCUUCGAAAAGCUCGCUCAUCAAUCGGUUUCUGCGCAAUGUUACGCAGAAGAAGAUCCUUGAGGCGACGAUCAAGCAGAAUCCUUUCUUCCAGUCGAAACUGAACGGGGAGCGCAAGCUGUUUGAGAAUCUCUGCCCGCGUGGACCGGUGCGACCCAUCAACCGGGAGCUGGUGGAAGAUUUGAACGCGGAAAUAGCGAUGGAAAUCGAGCUGUCCUCCUCCGCCUGCCAGCUGGAUCGCAUCCAGCUGAACGACACAUACGCCCAGUCGGGAACGGAAGGCGCCAGCCCGUUCGCACUCGGAGGCGUCAAGUUUGAUGGAGGCGGUAUCGGCGUUGGCGAGCUACCGGUGGAACUGUUUUCCGCAGGUCCGCGCCUUUCCAUCUAUCGCAACGACAGCGAGGUGCUAAUGAAGGUGUUUAAGCUAUUCAAUGGAUACAGCCGGGAGGGUUACAUGACACCGGUGCUGGUGUUUCUCACCGACCGGACGCUGUACGUGACGGACCAGGUGCGGAACCGGCUGUGCAAUAAGUUUGUGCUGCCGUAUGCCGAGCUGGACGUGAUAUUGGUCGGACCGUACGGCAAUACGGUGCUGCUGAGCAACUCGGCCCGGGACAUGCAGCAGGUUCUGCUGGCCGGUGGACCGUAUCCGGCCGAGGGGCUCGUGUCGAGUUUGGAGCUGUGCGCGCGUCGCGGCGGUUCGGUGCUGCCGGCCGUCGGUCAGCUGACGCUCGACCAUUUGGCACCGCUCCAGGCCUUUGUGCGGGAUCAUUCGAGCGUUAGCCGGGAAGAUUCGUGGAAAUACUAUGCAGUCGUCAAUGUGCCGGCUGGUACGCUCGGCAGUGAGGAAGCACCGCUGGGCCCACACAUCAAGGGCCCAUUGAUGCAUCGGCGAAUGUCACACGCAGGUUUCGUGGAUAACUGGUCCGCAGGAUACUUUUUGCUGAAAGCUGGAGUGCUUUACCUGUUUGGAGAUGCUUCCCAGAAGCUGCCAACAUGGGCGGUAGCACUGGCCGAAUGUCAAGGUGCCCGCCGUUCGGUGAAUUCGGGACGACCGUACUGCUUUGAGCUUCUGCUCCGUACGGGAGCUCUUCAGCUGGCCGCACCAGACGAGUACGUGGCGUCCGAUUGGCUGCAGGCACUGGUGCAAGCGGCUAGCGGGGUGAGUGAAACGCAGACUGUAACUUCAAAGUUGUUUGAGAUGCAGGAACGUCGCCGUACACUCGGCUGUACGCUGAUCAUGACGUCCAACCAUCUCCUAACGCUGCGGGAAGACUUCAGUGCACCGCUGCGUCGGAACACCAGCUACAGCACGGUGGGCGAGAUAAGCAAUCCGUCACCGACGCCGAACCCAUCCGCGAUGCAGCAGCUUCAACUGAAUCUGUCAUCACCCUCGAAGGAAAACAUCAAUCCGAACGCAACGCGUAGAAAGAUCAGCAAUGUGUCGAGUAAUAAUGGUGGGCAGGAUAACUACAGCGAGAUAAGCUCCGUGCGGUCGAACUGCAGUACACCCACGCGUUCAAACGUUGGAGGCCAAACGAUGGCUGCUGAUCGACGCUCGAAUGCUUCCAGCACCAGCACACCGACCAAAGGAAGUGCAGCAAUGCAGCAACAGCAGCUGCUAAACGGAUCGCCGGCAAGAAGUCUGCCACGGUCGGGAACCUCGGCCUGCGGUCCACCGUCGUUGGCGGACUUUUUCGCCGGCAGUGCCGAAGAGAAGAGCCACACCAAUAUGAGCAGCUUCUAUGGGAAGAAUUCGGGCGUUGAAGUGCUUACCUGUGCCAGCAUCGAUGAGAUGUCUGCCGUAAAGAUACCGGCCAUCUCUUCCAAUUGGUGGUGCAUACUGGAAUUUGAGUGUCAAGAGGUGCGGGAAAAUUCGGACGAUUUAGUAGUUUUCUUUUCGACCAGCGGCGAGCAGGAACGCUUCCUGUCCAUGCUCGAAUCCAUCUGGCACACCAAAAAGAAUGAAGCAUUUCCGGCUUCGAUCAUUAGCAGCGACGAUGCAGUUUACGACCACUGUUCCAAGCUGUUCCUGGAAAUCAAUCGCUCCUGGGAACCUUUGCUAUCUGCGGCCCUGGGUUAUCCGCAAUAAACCUAAGGGGGGCGCUGCAAGCAAAUGCAAUACGAGCAACACGUCAGGCGAGUAGCGUAAUUGUGUUCACCUAAUUGUGAUUAUUACAUUUCGUUUUACAUCACCAAGCUUACGCUAAACGAAGAGCACCUUCCGAAUAGCCACGAUGGGAAUGCUUGCAAUUUUUAAGAGCGCGCAAAAGUGCAAUAACUCAAAAGUAUUACUAGUUUUAUAGCCAAAACAGGGGGUAGGCAAUUUCGAAUUGAAUUAAAAUUGUUUUAUUUUAUUUUUUUACUAGCUUUGAAUUCGAUUCGUUGUCGUGCAGGACGUUAAAAUAUUCCAAAUUUGCAGUGAUGCUAGAGUGUAUGCAAACGUGUGAACGUUUGUUCUAAAUUUAAGGGCCCAUUCGGCUUUUUGUGGAAAAUGUCUCUGUAACAAAUUUGCGAAGCUAGCUGUUUCUGUUUACUUUAAUUGCAAACUAUUUUAAUCUUUUUUACCGUAAGAAGUUUGUUCUUUUUUUUCAUCACAUGAUAAGGCAUCUAUUUUAUAGAGAGUGAUGCUCUCACGAAUCUAUCCACCAGCCAUGACACGGGAUAGCGAUAAUCAUUACCAAAGAAACGUGGGGUGGUAUGGGCCGACUAAUGGUGACUAAAAGGUGGAAAUCAAAACAUUAAAUAGGAAUGCAAACACCCAUAGACUAAUGAAUGCGUAAAUAGCUCCUUAAUGUGAAUAUCAAAGUGUCUUUCGCGAUAGGAAAACAGAAGUGGAAGAACGAUGUUUGGUCAUAUCUAUUCUAUAUAAAACAGUGUACCCCUUGUUUCUAGACACUGUUCCCUCACCCUUUUCCAUAUAACAAAAAGCCUACACAAUCGCCGCCCAAUGCUUUUUUCCCCUAGAGCUUAACGCUUGUCGCUUCUAAGUGGAUGGUGCCUAACCGGCCACCAAGCAAAUCUAAUCUAAAAAAACAAAAAUAUACUCCAAAUGUGAUUGAUUUCUCAUUCUCAAUAUAAUAAGAUUUAGGAAGAAAAAAAAGACGUACACACAUGUAUCUCUGAAUAUCUACUACUAUCUCAUCUGUUCUCUUGUGGAGGAAAGACCCCUGGUGCACAGCAACCAAAUAACAGCAGUGCUCUCAGUUUUGGUUUAAGCAAGAAGCAUCACAUGAAUGUUACCAAAAACUAUAUAAGUAAAAUAGUUGAGCAAGAAUGUUAAAUCCGCAUCCGUAUCCCGCAAUGCUGGCCCAAUUAAUUAAGCUAACCCCCAUACAGAAAGAAAAAGUCGAAAAAUCUAAUUGUUACCGACAAUACGUUUACACGAGGGGGGCAAAAACAAAAACAUUCACAUGGCUUCAUCUUUUACCAGCUGGAAAAUGCUGCACGAUAAGUGGUCUAUAAGAACGACAGCAUCUCAUACACUGAUCACACUUAUAAAACGAAUCGUUAAUGAGAGCAUUACAAAUUCGUAUUUUUUUUUACUUUAAGUUCAUUAUUUCAUCCAUAACUCUCUAGUCAAAUAAAAAAACUACGAUGAAAAGCGAUAUGUUACGAGAAAUUUAAAUGUGAUGCCGCAAGUUGCCGUAUAUAGGUUUUAUAAGUUUUUCUUUUUGUUAUGUGAACUCACGUUCGCUUUUAAUUAGUUUUGCGAAACAAAAGUUUCCACUCACUUGUCGAUAUUAAGAUAAAUGCGUAUAUUUUGCUUAUAUUUAUCGGUAGAUUAAGUAAGAUGAUGGGAGUAACCGCUGUAUGCGUUACAGUACACUUCGUUCAAACAAUCCUCUUAAGCAAAAAUAUCUUCUGAAUGUUUAGGAUACUGUUACAUCGUAAGCAAGCUUAUUACACAUACCCACAAAAGCAAGCAUGAAUUAUACACACUCUGCAUACUGGUAAUAAUGGCAAAAAUAUAUAUAUAUACACCCAUAGAAAGAUACUACCCCCCCCCCCCCCCCCCGCGCAUUGUCUCGUGUCUCCCCCGUCAUAUAUACGUAUACAUAUAUAUAUUCUUGUAUAACAAUUUUGUGACAGAAAAAUAAUACGAGAAGUUGCGGGCGAGGCUGUGUGUAGGUUGAGAUUUUCGACCUCUGGGGCCGAUCGUGUACUGACUGAGUAGUAGCAGCAGCAGCAAGAAAGGGGACCGAGUUUGGAGACGCAAUCUGCCGUAAUCUAUGAUCGUUUCUUAAUUGAGAAGCAAGUAGGAGCAACUGGAAGGUCUGGCGAAUUAGUAAUAGUCUAGUAACUUAAAGCAAAAAGCAGGAAAUCAUCAAAAAGGCCGGCGUUCGUUGGCUGGACAAAACCCCUCAAAUCUCACAACCACUUAGUGUUAUGUUCAAUUUUCCUUCCCUCCAUCCAGGGGGCAAGAUAUGGCAUAAUAUAACCAAUAUACUCGUUACAAAAUAAACCCGGCCAACCUACUCUCUCUCUCUGUUUGUCUCUCUGUCUGUACUGCUGGAUAAGACACAGCACACAGUUCGAUUGGGUCAAGUGUACGAAAAUAAAGAAAACUAUGGUAAUCUCAUUGGCAAAAA